AACAUAAAGAGAGGAUUUAAAUAAAAAACGCUGCGACGAUCCCAACCGUUCAUCGUAUCAAAAUCGUCCUUAUCGAACGGGUCUAGAACGCUCCAACAGUUUCCCAUCUAGAAAAAAAAUGGAAAAUUUAAACAAAGUUCAUUUCCUCGUAUAAAGAAUCAACCCCCCAGGAAUAGCUUGUUCUACAUAUAAGCUCUCACUGUACGUGUUUCCACUAAGUAUCGAUCGAGGACGAAGAGAGAAUGGGUCCGGGACUCUACUCCGACAUCGGAAAAAAAGCAAGAGAUCUUCUUUACAGGGAUUACCUUACGGAUCAGAAGUUUGCUGUCACUACCGAAACCGCUAAUGGAGUUGCUAUUACUGCAUCAGGCACAAAGCAAAAUGAUCUUAUUUUGGGCGAGAUCCAUUCUCAGCUAAGGAAUAAGAAUAUUGCUGUCGACAUCAAAGCAAAUUCAGAUGCAAAUCUUUUGACGACAGUUACUGUUGAUGAACUCGCCACUCCUGGUUUGAGAACAAUAUUCAGCUUCGUAGUACCUGAUCAGAGAUCCGGGAAGGUUGAAUUGCAAUACUUGCACGACUAUGCAGGGAUUAGCGGGAGCAUUGGGCUGACCGCUAACCCCCUUAUCAAUCUCUCUGGUGUGGUUGGAAAUAAUGUCUUUGCUCUUGGGGCUGAUGUUUUAUUUGAUUCUGCAACAGGAAACUUCACCAAGUAUAAUGCUGGAUUCAACAUAAUCAACUAUGACCUUAUCGCCUCACUGACCGUGAAUGAUAAGGGAGACAGCGUUAGUGCUUCGUACUACCAUCUUGUGAGCCCGCUGACGAGCACGGCUGUCGGGGGCGAGCUCACGCACAACUUCUCAACCAAUGAAAAUACUCUAACCUUCGGGACGCAGCAUGCUCUUGAUCCUCUGACUUUGGUGAAGGCUCGAUUCAACAAUUCUGGCAAAGCAAGCGCCCUCAUCCAGCAUGAGUGGAGGCCCAAAUCAUUCGUCACCAUCUCCAGUGAGGUCGACACUAAGGCCAUCGAGAAGAGUGCGAAGGUCGGCUUGGCUUUCCUGCUUCAGCCGUGAUAGAGCACUUUUUCUUGCUGAGUGCGGGUUCUUUAAUAAUGCUUCAUGGAUGUUUCUUAGUUUCUGUUUCGGAGGGUUUCUAAUGUUAUCUUUUGUUCUAGUCUUUUUUUCACUACCAACUUGUACAGAACUUAAAAGCUCUUAAUUCUUAUAGAGCAGUAAGAAUAUCACCAUCCUAGUUCUUAUGCUUCAAAA
Messenger RNA from Ananas comosus (pineapple), 1265 nucleotides. Its product is annotated as mitochondrial outer membrane protein porin 1-like. Lineage: Eukaryota; Viridiplantae; Streptophyta; Magnoliopsida; Poales; Bromeliaceae. Gene Ontology annotation, cellular component: mitochondrial outer membrane. Bases 243 to 1070 code for a protein of 275 amino acids. Gene Ontology annotation, biological process: monoatomic anion transmembrane transport. Gene Ontology annotation, molecular function: voltage-gated monoatomic anion channel activity. The transcript has 6 exons. The record is from RefSeq and is a predicted model, not a curated record.